Messenger RNA from Durotheca rogersii, 543 nucleotides. RefSeq lists its product as uncharacterized. The record is from RefSeq and is a predicted model, not a curated record. Bases 126 to 413 code for a protein of 95 amino acids. The transcript has a single exon. Lineage: Eukaryota; Fungi; Ascomycota; Sordariomycetes; Xylariales; Xylariaceae.
UGAAAGCGGUCGUGGCUCAUCGACGCACCCUCAUUCGUGAGCUGUACGACCCAAUCCCGUGUCAGCAUUUAGAGAGAUGGGGGACUCUUAGGGGGGGGUAGGUUGGGCAGAGAGGUAGACGUACAAUGCACAUUUUGCAACGCUCACCAAAUUGUGCGACUUUGUUUUGGCAGUUGACCUGCGCCUUUCCGCCAACCAUCGUUAGCCCUCCGUGUGGCCAGAAGCUAUACAAAAAGCUAGGUACAUACGUAGUAGUUGGCACAGUAGAAAUGCAUGUCGGCGGGAUAAUGCAAGACGUAGCCAAGCUUGAGGUGAACGGAACGAGCCGAGAGGAAGCUGCCGUGCGGUCCGUUUAUAAAGCAAAGUUAUCUGUAGAGAGAGGGGGACAGAGAGAGGAUAUUGCAGACUGGUAGGCGCUUAAUUAAUGUGUCUGAUGAAGCCUGCGAGUUAGGAAUCCGCUGGGGAGAGGGAGGACCCUCAUUCCUUUAUAACAUUUCGUUACCGGAGAAAGUGCCUCCCAAGAGGCCGGUCCCAACGUAGGAU